AUGACAUCUUCAUCACCCUCAGAUACGGGUUACAAACUGCCAGGAAGAACCUACUGGAUAAAGAGAGUAAUAUUUUAUAUCGUGCUCAAGAAGAGGAAAAGGCAGCAGGAUCGAUCAGAGAACAAGGAUUCACCAGGAGUAUCUUCAAAUAGAGGAUAUGGAUUGGGUGUCACCGACCCUGAUGUUUUAGAACCCCCACAGCAACUCAAAAACCAUCCCUUUGCUAUUGAUGGUAAAUUCUUUGCUGGCUAUGGAGCAGACGACACUCGGGUUGUGUUCCGACUGGCCCGACGUCCAGACCGACGUGCGGAGAUAUGGAUGUAUCUCGACCUGCCGGGGAUCGGUCCCCUCCAGCAUCCUGUUCACCCCGACACCGACCUGUGUAAUGUUGAUGGUGAGAAGUUCAGUGCCGGCGGGUUGACCUUUGAAAUGCUGCAGCCCAUGCUUCGUUGGAAAGUGUCGUACAGCGGACAGCUAAGGGUUGGUUUAUGUAAUGACAUUAAGAACAAGCCAGACAAGUUUGUUCACGUCAGUUUGUCCUUGAUCUGGACGGCCUUCUCGGGACCUUUCAACUUUGACACGGACGUACAUCCUGCUGCGCUAUCAGACGCCAUUGCCAGAGAAGACUGGAACAAAGAAUAUUUUCAUAAGCUUAAAAGCCUGCAUCAGACACAUUAUGAGCAGUGGGGAGAACUGAGAGGAACUAUUUCAGUGGAAGGAUAUGAGGACAGACCUAUUUACAUAAAAACUGUCACAGAUCACAGCUUUGGUACUCGUGAUUGGAGAGCAUUCCGCAGAUAUAUUGUACAUUUCAUAUAUGUGGAGUCUGGACUUGUUGCACAAAUUGCAGUUGUGAGCCACGAAACCAUGUCACAUCUGAAAGUGGGCUAUCUGUUCUACCCUAAUGGUGACCUUGUCUCGGUGUCCAACGUCAGCUUGAACAUGUGGGAAGUUGGAGAAGACGGGCAACCUCCAAAAGAUUACACUUUCUCUUUCGUGGCUGGUGGCAAAGAGUUCAGUGUGCAUGUCCAAGGGGGAGUAACUCCAGUCUGGUACCAUCAGGAAGACAGAGGUGGCAAAGUGAUGCAAAUGUUUUGCAAGUUUACGAUCAAUGGCAAGGCAGGUCGAGGUUCUACGGAAUUUUUCUACAGAAAUGAUGCUGGACCAGCAAGGCAAGUUGAAGCAUCGAUUCCCCUCCUGUCAGAAGCAUGUGUGGAGGACAUCGGUGAUUAUAAAGAUUGCCUUGUCUUGGACUUCUCUGAUGUUGCCUGUUCCGUGUCGGCCAUUGUCGGAGGGAAAGGAUCACAGCUACCUCUGCUGACUCAAGUAGAGAAACAGGUUGAUAUGAAAGUACCAGAAGGCAUCUGUUUGACACUGAAAGCAUUUCAAGCACAACUAGAGGUACGCACCAAGUCCUGGGUACUUAGAAAAAUAUCUUUAGCAGGAACAUUGCAGGAACUACAGACAGCAUGUUCUAACACUGUGACACUGCUGAAGACCACCUCAGUACACAGCGAGCUGCAAACAGCCAUCAUGGAGGGCCUGGUGUCUGUGUUUGAUGGGAAAGUCGCCGAGAAAAGAUUUGCUGUGCGAUCCUCGGCAGCAGGUGAAGAUGGAUCUGAUGUGUCGUCUGCGGGUCAAAUGGAAACGUUUCUUGGAGUUCUCGGAUCCAUUCAGUUGCUUGCUGAUGCAGUGAGAAAGUGUUGGGCCUCUGCAUUCACCUUCCAAGCAGUGGAGUAUAGAAGACAGCAUGGACAGCCACUGGAUGCACCUGUUGGUGUUGUUAUCCAGGAAAUGAUUCCAUCUGACGUGUCAGGCGUUCUAUUCACACACGAGCCGAUGACAGGAAAUCCUUGUCAGAUGGUGAUCAAUGCAAGCUAUGGACUCUGUGAGUCAAUAGUGUCCGGGAAAACGAACCCUGAUAUUUUCCUCAUACACAGAACUUGGGAUGACCAGUUGGAAAUUGUUGAAAAGAAAUUAGGAGACAAACAGAUGGUAAUCAAAAUGGCUGAUUCUGGUGGAGUGGAGGAGCUAACCACAGAUUCGUCAAAAGCCGCGGAAAGUUGUCUGACAGACAAAGAGAUUUUGCGUCUUUCUCGGAUUGGUGUAAAGUUGGAGAAGUAUUUCGGUAGUGGUCGGGACAUUGAGUGGGCCAUUACAAACAACAUUGUCUAUUUAUUGCAGUGUCGUCCAAUCACAGCACAAGAGCAUGAAUCCGAUGAAGACCUGAUACAUGAGUUUGACAGUGCCAUGGCAUCUGACCGAGACUGGUUAACAACAGGCAAUAUUGGUGAGAUGAUGCCAAAGGCCGUCACUCCCCUCACAUGGAGUGUGUUUGUGUCAAGUGUGGAAAUGUCUUUACAGGAGUUGUUUUUUGAACUGAAGAUGAGAAGGAGCAUUUGCUGCGUUCCUACAUCGAAACAUACCGGCUUUUGUUGCAACCACGUCUUCCUUAGUAUAAUGAUGGGUGCUGCUGGUUCCCUGACCACCGCUGGUUCCAAUAAGUCUGUCGUAGAGCUGAACAUUUUAGGCCAGAAGCUCCCUGAAUUAACCAUGGAUCAAAUUCUGGAAUAUUACGGAGAAAAGUUAUCGGCAGUCAAAAAACUGAUCAAUCUGUUUUACAUGUUAAAGGGUUUGUCCGAUAGCCAUAAGAAAAUGCGAACCUGGUAUGAAAAGAUCCAGUCGUACAUAGUAGGAGAGGGACGUACUUCAGCUGAGAGCUUAUACCGGGAGAUUUGCCUGAAACUGCAUGACCUCACUAAGGUAACAACCUGUUCAUUGUUCUCCAGCACUAGGUCUGGUUGCUGGCCGAUGAUUUUGAUGUCGAUUUUGUCUCAAGGAAAGGAAGAUUGGACCAUGGAGAUGUAUGGAGACGUUGCCCUGCUACUCUCUAAGUGUCCCAACGUUUACAGUGCUGAUGUACCCAAUGCCAUUCCAGAAAUUGUUAAUGAAGGACUUGAAAAUACUUUUCUGAACUUGUCAGAUUCGGAAUGUGCUGAUCUGCUGAUAUCGGAUAAAAAUAAAUCUCUCCAGAAGAAGACAACCUCCUUCUUCGAGAAGCAUGGACACAGGUGCAUCAGAGAGAUGGAAAUGCGAGAAGAAUCGUGGGAAACAAAUCCUGCCAAACUGAUGAGUGUUCUUAAGGCAAUAAUCAAAUCAAAGUCGUACUGUGUGAAACAAAAGGAAGUACUGACUGUUCAAGAAGUGAUUUCGCAGAUGCAGGUUCCCAUAACGACCACUGGGAAAUGGAUUCUCAAGUUUGUGCUACCAAGGGCCAGAGCUGCAGUUGGAGAAAGAGAAUAUGCAAAGUCUCUGCUGGUGAAAAUGAAUGACCACAUGAAAAAAGCGUAUCGUCGACUGGCUAAUCUCAUGGUGCAAGAGGGAAGACUGCCAGAUGCAGACCUGAUUCAUUUCAUGACGCACUAUGAAAUUGGACGACUCUUACAAACAAGAUCACCCAAGAUUAUUAUGAGAGCUUCAAAAAGAAGAAAAAUCUACCCGCAGCAGAUGUUGAAGACAUUCACAAAAACCUUUCAAGGUCAUCCACAACCAUUGCCAGAGCUGAAGGAUGAUCAAAUCUUCGAGACUGUCGCUCAGUUGAAAGGUCUUCCUAUAAGUAUUGGGAAAGUGAGAGGAACAGCCAGGGUCGUUCUAAGCCUUGACGAUGCAGAAAAUAUCCAGGCUGGCGAUAUCCUGGUUGUCAUGGUCACCGAUGUUGGCUGGACUCCAUACUUUCCUCUCAUUGGAGGACUCAUCACAGAAAUGGGAGGAACAAUAUCACAUGGCGCUGUGGUUGCAAGGGAGUAUGGGAUACCAUGUGUUGUGAAUGUUGCCAUGGCUACCAGACACAUCAAAUCUGGUGAGCUGCUGCUACUGGAUGGAAGAAAAGGAACCAUAAACAAAUUAUCCCAGACCAAUCAAAACACUGAAUCCAACUGAGGGAUUACCCUCCAUUUUGUAUCACCCCACGACCAACCAUUUUAAUAGUGAUAAAGUCACAAGUUGUCUUAGUCCAAGUUUAAAAACUUGCCUUCAAUUUAUGCAAGUGGCUAGAGAAGGCUUGAAAAGCUUUCAUAAAAAAAAUGUGAAGAAAAAAGAAAAAGAAAAAAAAAAUGUCAUGGGAAGUAACUCUUUGGACGAACUAUAGUUGUGCUGCAUUGCUUGGCACAAAUGAAAGUGAGUUAUGUGUGAGAAUGUACAAUGCAUAUUCACACAGUGUUACCAGCAGCCAAAGAAACAGUGCAUUGAGCAGUUUACAUUACUCCGAGAAAUCCGUUAGUUUAGAUUACUCCGAGAAAUCCGUUAGUUUACAUUACUCCGAGAAAUCCGUUAGUUUACUUUAGCACGUUUGUUAUUUACAGAUAUAUUUUUGUCAUUGUUUAAUUUUUAGCAUUUACCAUUGGUUUACUGUGAAUAAUCAGAUAGACUUUUAUCAUCAUUUAAGGACUUCAAAUAUUAUGUAAUGCUAUAUUUAUAAAAAUUAAGACACCCUUGUUCCCCCUGUAACGCUCUGUAGUGCUAAACCAUAACCCUCCCCCAAAUAUUGUCAUGCUUUUAGACACACUCCCAUUCACAAACAUGUUAUGCUAUGGGUGUAAUAUAAUUUUAACAGAAUUUAUGAAAAAAAACCUACAUAAAAAAACCCCACAUUUUAGUAAUAAAAAAACAAGUAUAUUUCGUAACACUAUUAAGUACACCCAUACCCUCCCUGUAAUGCUACAUAAGGUUUGGACCUACACUCACCCACCCCAGGCACCGAUUCAGAAUUUUUUGCUGUGUGUGUGUGUGUGUGGUUCAUAUGCAUCUAAUUAAAUGUGCCUACCGGUAUUCAUUCAUUAAAAUAAGUAAAAAAAAAUUAUUGUCCUGAGCAGGGAGGGGGUCCCAACCCCCUCAACCUCUGGAUCUGCACCUGCAUCUCUUUGUGCAUUACGUAAUAUUUGAAUGGCCCUAACAUUUAACAUUUACCAUUUGUUUACUGUAAAUAAUGAGGGCUACCAUUUAGAAAUAUGCUUACUCAGAACAGAAUUUACCUUUAGACAAAAUUUACUUUUACUAAUAAUACUAAUCAUAUUUUAAAAUACUACGUUUGGGUGAAAAAGGAAUCGAUGAAUUGGCAUAUAACUCUAUAAUCAAUAAUGUUAAAUUUUAUAGUAGAAUGUAUUACUGAG
This is a messenger RNA of Gigantopelta aegis, 5168 nucleotides long. RefSeq names its product putative phosphoenolpyruvate synthase. NCBI's taxonomy places the organism in Eukaryota, Metazoa, Mollusca, Gastropoda, Neomphalida, Peltospiridae. The transcript is spliced from 40 exons. The record is from RefSeq and is a predicted model, not a curated record. Gene Ontology annotation, molecular function: kinase activity; ATP binding. Bases 1 to 3939 code for a protein of 1312 amino acids. Gene Ontology annotation, biological process: phosphorylation.